Molecule: messenger RNA, 462 nt
Organism: Symbiodinium natans
Lineage: Eukaryota; Dinophyceae; Suessiales; Symbiodiniaceae
Source: the annotation of a GenBank genome assembly
AUGGGAAGGUUUGACACACCUCUUUACCAGGCAUCUAGGAGAGGCCAUGCGGAAGUUACAAGCUUGCUGUUGGAGGCGCAAGCGAACGCCAACGAUGAGGGCACGAAUGACUUUGUUCGUGCAUCUUCCCUUUUUGAAGCAGCCACACACGGGCACACAAGAGUUGUAGGUCUGCUACUGGAUGCAAGGGCGGAUGCCAACGCCCGCGAGGAGCAGAUUCUUUUCCCAGACUUCGUGAAUUUCUCAACGCCUCUCAUCACGGCGUCUGCGCGUGGCUACGUGGAGAUCGUGCGCCUGUUGCUGGAAGCAGCGGGGGACGCCAACACUCCAUACAUCUCUCAGACCUCCUACGUCUCGGAUCUGGAUUCUGAGUUCUCUGCAACUCCCCUCUUCUAUGCGGCCGAGUCUGGCUACGCGGAGGUCGUCCGCUUGCUGGUGGAAGCAAGAGCGGAUACCUGGUAG